GGCGGCACUCCAGUCCGGCUGGCUGCGCGUCUUGUUUUAUGGGGUAUCCGCGCGGCGCUCCGGUUCGCCCCCAAAUCUCAUUCCCAUGGGCCGGAAGAAGCGAACCUCCGCACCAAACCCUACUCCGCCACCGCUGGACGCCUCCCGCCGGUCGCCGGCGGCGGCGGAGAAGCCAGCCGGCAUCGGCAGGGAAGAUGCCGCCGUGCGCGCCGAGGUCGACAAAGCGCUUGCGUGCCUGCAGCGGGGCAGCCACGCGCGUGCGCAGCGCCUCACGAGGGACGCCAUCGCCCGCCACGGGGAGGCCUCACCGCUGCUCCUGCGGGCGCACGGCACCGUCCACGCUCGCGCCGCCUCCGUCCUCGACGACCACGCCAGCCGCGCGCGCCACCAGCGUACAGCGCUCCAGGCGGCCCAGCGCGCCGUCCAGCUCGCGCCGGACUCCAUCGAGCUGGCCCACUUCCACGCCAUGCUGCUCUUCGACGCUGCCACCGACUCCCGCGCCUACGAUGAGGUCGUCGCUGAGUGCGAGCGCGGCCUCAGCAUCGAGGCCCCCUCCGACCCCGCGCCCCACUCCCUCAGGUUGCCCGGCCCCGACGUCGACCAGGUCCAGUCCGAGCUCCGCAACUUGAUCCAGAAGGCCAACCUCGCCUCCAUCUCCUCUUGGGUCAAAAACAUGGGCGGCGCGGGGGACGACAAGCUUCGCCUCAUCCCUGUGCGCCGUCUAGCGGACGAGCCAAUGGAGGCCCGGCUUGUCCCCACGGCGCCCUCCCCGCGCCGCCCAAACGAGAUCAAGAAGGCGACCAAGACCACCGAGGAGCGCCGCCAGGAGAUCGAGGUACGCCUGGCUGCCAUGAGGCUGCUGCAGCAGCAGAAGGAGCAGAGCAAUGAUGUUGUGUCUGCUACCCCUGCCUCUUCCCGGUCACAUGGAGAUGAUGCCCCCUCAUCGUCUGAGUCAUCGGUGGGCGGACAUCGAGCUGACCGGAGAAAAGGUGGGUCUAGGAAAGCAACAGGCUCAUCCGCGUCUGAGCGCACUGACCAGGUGCGUGCCUACUGGGGCUCGAUACCAGUGGAGCAAAGGCUUGCAUUCUUAAACACUAGCAUUUCUGAGCUCAAGUCACACUAUGCUUCUGCAAUGCACAAGGAGAAAGAUGCUGCCAGUGCAGCAUCUGAUGUGCUCAAUGAGGUGAUACAAUUUGCCAACAAGCAUGACAAGUGGGAGUUCAUGGUAUGUGGUAGGUGUCGGGAGCAGUUUACACAUGUGGAGGCACACCGGUGGCAUGUCAUGGUUGAGCAUGUUGGGCUACUCUCAUCCGAGCUGCAGGAAAUGGUUCCGCAGGAGAUUGAUGCUGACUGGGCAGAAAUGCUCAGUGGUUGCAACUGGAGGCCAUUGGAUGCUACUGCCGCACUGAAACUUUUUGAGGAAGAUCAACACAACAACCUUGGACCAGAUAGGGAGGAUGAAUCGAAUUCGUUAGAUAGUUGGAGUAACAAAGCCAUGGACAUGUCAGAAUCCUCAGCCUGGUCACACAACGAGGAGUCUAGCGGUUUUGGAGUGGUGGUGAGGGAAGGUGACACCAAGUGGCCAUUCUCAGAUGAUGACGAAAGGGCCAAGAUUUUAGAAAGAAUCCAUUCAUCGUUCAAAAUCCUUGUGAAGAACCAUAAUCUUUCAGUGCACAAUCUAAACAGGGUGAUUCGAUUUGCUGUAGAGGAACUCAGGGGGUUGCCAUCUGGGUCACUACUGCUUAAUCACUCUUUGGACGAGUCGCCACUUUGCAUUCGCUUCUUGGAGGCAUCAUCACUGCAGAAAGUAGAUAAUUUCUUGCAGGACUUAAUGCAGGCUUCUGGACUUAAUAGGAACUUACAGAAGGCUGAAGGAUUAGGUGACGGGGAUAGUUUCAUCCAAAACCACGAUGUACUAGAGAAGGUUACCCUUAAUUCUGAUUCAUCAGAACUGAUCAUUGAUGGGCACACCUUCGGCGGAAAGUUUGAUUCCGAGAGUGUUGAUACUGAUGCAUUGCUUUCAUGGCUGUACGCCGGAUCUUCAAUUGGUGAGCAGCUAUUGGCCUGGAAUCGUAUGAUCGACGAAAGGUCAAAUCAGUGCGUCGACCUUAUUCGAGCACUUGGGAGGGAGUUCAACAACCUGCAAAACUCAUGUGAACGGAAACUUGAACAGCUGAGAAAUGAGGAUGCCUUUACUUCUGUGGAGGGCCUCUUUUGUGAAGAGCAAACACGAAGGGAGCAGGUGGGACGGUAUGGAUUCCAAACUUUCGAGGAGCUCCUCAGGAAGCGGCAGGAGUUUUUGGAACACAACACUGAGGAGCAGUCCGACAGUAACAGAUCUGAGAUAGAUGCAAUCUCAGCUAUUUUGAAGGAACUUCACACAUCACACUUUGGUUAUGAUGAGGCCCUUACUGGCAUGGCCCCACGCUUUUCUGACUUCGAUGGGGGCGAAGAAGAUGAAUGGAGGCUGCAUGAUUUUAUACAUCCAAAUGAUUCAAUGGUACACAUGGUUGUAUCAAAGAUGAAGGAACAUGUUACUAUGGAGAUUAGCAAGAUAGAUGCUAAGAUUAUGCGAACUUUAUCUGUGAUGCGGCAACUAGAGCACAAGCUUGGACCUGUUUCUGCUCUUGAUUAUCGAAUGAUUCUUUUACCCCUUAUGAGGUCGUUCUUGCAGAGCCAUUUGGAAGAGCUGGUGGAUAAGGAUGCGAGAGAGAGAUCUGAUGCUGCAAGGGAAGCCUUCUUGGCUGAACUUGCUUUGGAUGCUAAGAAGAAUGCAAGCAAAGGGGGUGAUAUGAAACAAUCCCAUGAAAAAUCAAAGGAUAAGAAGAAGUUUAAGGAUUCUCGUAGGGCAAAGGAGUUCAAGGAUUCAAGCUGGAGCGACCAGUCUCUCAUUCACCAAGACAGUGCUGACGAGGAAACAACAGAGACAUUUCAAAUUCUUGCUGAUUGUGAUGAUCUGGAUUGCAAAUUCUCCACAAGUGAUGAUUACUUCAAUGAACAAGAGGAAGAACUUAGGCAUAAGGUACAACUUGAAGCAGAGGAACGAAAGCUGGAAGAGACUCUGGAAUAUCAACGGCGGAUAGAGGAGGAAGCAAAGCAGAAACAUCUUGCAGAACAAUGUAGAAGUACUUAUGCAUCUUCUGUAAUUGGUACAGCUCGUCUUUCAAGCACUGGGAAUCAGGAUAACCAUGAAAGUGCAAUCAAUCACUCUUCCCGUACUUAUCUCGAAGGCAUAAAGUUUGGUGAUUUUCGCUACACCGAGAACAAUUUCAGCCAGAAACUUAAUGGAUUGGAUUCAUCUGAUGCACAUGCAUUAACCAGCAGUGAUAUGAAUGCUCCUAGAUGGACCAGCACUUGUAAAAUCGCUCCCUACGCAAACCACAGCUAUCAAACUGGAAAACAAAAUCGGCUACAUGUGUUGCCUUCAGAUGAUCUGCAAUUUGCUCAUAGAGAUCACGCUGCAGGAACAGAGAAGCCAAAUUUUGAGAAAGUUGGCAGUGGUGCAAUACCAUCAGCGGAUUUGUGCAUCAAGGAUGAUUUUGAUAAAAGGUUUCAAGAAGAUCUUGAUGAAGCAGUGCGCCAAAGCCUUGGAUACGAUGCUUAUCCUGCUGGUACAAUAAGCACUUCAAAUGAAACAGAAGUGUAUGGCACUGGCCUUAAAAAUGCCGCUGGUGAAUACAAUUGUUUCUUGAAUGUGAUUAUUCAGUCAUUAUGGCAUAUAAGGCGGUUUCGGGACGAGUUCCUUAAAACAUCAUCACUGCACAAGCAUGUUGAAGAUCCUUGUGCUGUCUGCGCUUUAUAUGGUAUCUUCAUUGACCUGAGCAAAGCAGCCAAGGGACACGGAGAAGCUGUUGCGCCUACUUCAUUGAGGAUCGCUUUGAGCAAAUCCUACCCGAACAGCAAAUUCUUUCAGGAGGGCCAGAUGAAUGAUGCAUCUGAGGUACUGGGUGUAAUCUUUGAGUGUUUGCAUAAGUCAUACACUUCGCGUACUGUCUGCCAUGGUAAACCUCAUGAGAAGAAUUCUAUUGGAUCAUGGGAUUGUGCAAAUAUUUCUUGCAUAGCACAUAGUCUUUUUGGGAUGGACGUAUAUGAACGGAUGAACUGUCACAAUUGCAAGAUGGAGUCUCGGCGGCUCAAAUAUACUUCAUUUUUCCACAAUAUUAAUGCUAGUUCACUCCGAACCGCGAAGAUGAUGUGUCCAGAUUCUUCAUUUGAUGAACUUUUGAAGGUUGUCAUAAUGAAUGAUCAACUAGCUUGUGAUCAAGACGUUGGCGGCUGUGGAAAACCGAAUCACAUACACCACAUCCUUUCUACUCCCCCACAUGUCUUUACAGUUGUUUUGGGAUGGCAGAACAACAAAGAGAAUGUGGAUGACAUAUCUGCAACUUUGGCUGGUAUUUCAACUGAGAUAGACAUUAGCAUAUUCUACCGUGGCCUAGAUCAAGGAAGCAAACACACCCUGGUGUCAGUGGUUUGUUACUAUGGCCAGCAUUAUCAUUGUUUUGCCUUCAAGGAUGGACGAUGGGUCAUGUAUGAUGACCAGACAGUCAAGGUUGUAGGUAGUUGGGGUGAUGUGCUCGUGAUGUGUGAAAAGGGUCACUUGCAACCCCAAGUGCUUUUCUUUGAGUCUGCAAAUUAAUCAUUCUUCAGAGUCGUAAAGUGUUGUGCAGUGGUUAACAUGCCCUCAAAUAUAGGGUUUUUACCUGUGGCCGUGAAGAUUAGAAAUAGAGUAGCAAAUUCGUUUUGAGCGGGGGUAUAGAGUAGCAAAUUCAACAGCUGCGUUGGUCUCUGAGCUUUGGUCGAGCCCCUCGUAAUAAGUAGUCACCUGAGGAUUAAAGGAGAGCUGUUUACCCCUCUGUUUUUUUAACCUUUGGUAUACUUGCUGAACUUCGGAUCCUUCAUCUGCCAAUGAGAUUUCACUGCCGAUCAAGUUGGUGGGGACGCAUUCGACAUGAACUGCCAUCCAACAAUUCUAGCCGGAUCUGCCUAAAGCUCUUCAUUAUGCACCAGUUAUGUAUAGAAUUUUGUGCUUACAAUGAGGUGACAGGUAUAGGAGUGUGACUGUUUUGAGGCCAGAAGGUUUAGAGAAUGGAAGGAAAUGGAAUUGUUGGUGCGGUGUGUAUCUGUGGAGUACUGUUUGAAAAGAGGAACGAUAUCUGGAAUACGGUAGACUUUGAGAAAUCUGUAGUACACGAGUCUAUGUAAACAGGGACUCGAUGAGAUUAUGUGAGAUGAGUAUAGCGAUGAAUACCAGACUCCUUAUCACU
Zea mays is the source of this 5267-nucleotide messenger RNA. RefSeq names its product Ubiquitin carboxyl-terminal hydrolase-related protein. Gene Ontology annotation, biological process: protein deubiquitination. The transcript is spliced from 13 exons. The record is from RefSeq and is marked validated. NCBI's taxonomy places the organism in Eukaryota, Viridiplantae, Streptophyta, Magnoliopsida, Poales, Poaceae. Gene Ontology annotation, molecular function: cysteine-type deubiquitinase activity. The coding region runs from base 86 to 4639 and encodes 1517 amino acids.